This is a messenger RNA of Aspergillus homomorphus CBS 101889, 1813 nucleotides long. Its product is annotated as putative transporter. Gene Ontology annotation, biological process: transmembrane transport. The record is from RefSeq and is a predicted model, not a curated record. Gene Ontology annotation, cellular component: membrane. Bases 109 to 1716 code for a protein of 535 amino acids. Gene Ontology annotation, molecular function: transmembrane transporter activity. The transcript has 3 exons. NCBI's taxonomy places the organism in Eukaryota, Fungi, Ascomycota, Eurotiomycetes, Eurotiales, Aspergillaceae.
UCCGGCAUUUAUACCCCAUGGCUCAGCGUUGAGAUUAAAAUCUUUUCCCCGCCCUGCCCUUUCAUCACCCCACCCGGUAGAUGAUCCCUACCUACGGUUCAAUCCGCCAUGGAACGGCUGAAUGAGAGUGUGCAGCCCGAGAAAGCGGAUGGAGUGACAACAGCCAUCACCGCGACAGGGCCCAUCGACGACGAGGCCCGCCCUGAUGUCUUCUCUUCCACCGUUCAGGAAAUCCUCUUUGUCGCCGUGGCGACCAUGGCCAUCGCCAUGUCCUCGCUCGUGAGCGGCGCCGUCACCGUUAUCACGGCCCAAGUGCAGAAUGACCUGGGGAUGACCACGGCGGAAUUGACCUGGCUGAGCGGGUCCUCCUCACUGGCCGCCGGUUCCUUCCUGCUAUUCUUCGGCCGCUUAGCUGAUCUCUUCGGUCGGAAGACAUUGUUCCUGGGGAGCAUGGUCCUUUUCGCCGUCUUCUCCCUUGCCGCCGGGUUCAGCAAGACACCCCUCCAGCUGGACAUCCUGAACGGCGUCAUGGGCCUGAUGUCGGCGGCCUCUGUUCCCCCGGGCCAAGGGAUGCUCGCCAACAUCUACCAGCGCCCAUCCAAGCGCAAGAACCGCGUGUUCGCCUGUUUCAGCGCGGGUAACCCGAUGGGUUUUGUGUUCGGCAGCGUCUUCUCGGGAAUCGCCACGCAGCUCUUCAACUGGCGCGCCAGCUACUUCCUGCUGGCCAUCAUCUACGUGGUGGUGGUCGCGAUCGCGAUCCUCAGCGUGCCCGUGGACCACACGCCCAAGACGACGCUGUCCGUGCAAGCGAUCAAGCAAUUCGACGUGGUGGGCACACUGCUGACGAUCGCGGGGAUCGGAAUGUUCUCCGGCGCCCUAAGUCUCGGCUCCGACGCCCCACAAGGCUGGAAAACACCGUACGUCCUCGUACUGCUGAUCCUCGGCGCACUCUUCAUACUGGGCUUCAUCAUCUGGGAGAAAUGGUACACGUACCCGCUAGUACCGAUGAGCAUCUGGGGUGACCGGGACUUCAGCCUGGUGAUCGCGAUCCUGCUGCUGGGGUUCCUGGCGUUCCCGAUCAUGUCAUUCUGGGUGGCGCUGUUUAUGCAGAAGAUCAAGGGGUACUCGCCGCUGAUGGUAGCGGUGCACAUGCUGCCGAUGGCGAUCGGCGGGAUACUGGUGAAUAUCGUCGCGGGGCUGGUCAUGCACCGCGUGUCCAACAGCCUGCUGAUGGCGAUCGGCGCCGUGGCCUAUGUCGGCGCCUUCCUGCUCAUGGGCUUGCAGCACUCCGCCAGCUCUUACUGGGCCUUCAUCUUCCCUGGCCUGCUGCUGGCUGUCGUCGGCGCCGACUUCGAGUUCUGCGUUGCCAAUAUGUACGUUAUGAGCUCGCUGCCCCCGGCUCAGCAGAGUAUCGCUGGCGGCAUCUUGCAGACUGUCACUAAGCUGUGUGUGACUAUUGGCAUGGGCAUUAGUACUGCUAUCUAUGAUGCGGUGGUCUCGAGGGGGUUGGCGGAGGGAGGGUACUUUGCUGGUGAUCCCAUCGAGCCGUAUAGUGCUACUUUCUUGUACUGUGCUGGUAUUGCUGCGUUGGGGAUUCCGCUGUGUGCGUUCUUGCGGAUUGGGAGUCAGGGGAAUACGGGGGUCAAGGAGGGGCUGGAUCAUGAUGGUAGGAGUAAGGAGAGUGUGGUCGAGGAGAAGGGUCGUGCUGAGGUGUGAGGCAGCUGUUGCACAUGUUGAAGGAUACUACCUCAUGUGGGACGUAUAGUGUAUUGUUUAAUAAUUGAGGCCAUGAACAUGGCAUCUUGCACCGUAA